Molecule: messenger RNA, 1611 nt
Organism: Exophiala spinifera
Lineage: Eukaryota; Fungi; Ascomycota; Eurotiomycetes; Chaetothyriales; Herpotrichiellaceae
Product: serine/threonine-protein phosphatase 2B catalytic subunit
Exons: 4
Coding region: 1-1611 (536 amino acids)
Biological process (GO): fungal-type cell wall organization; calcineurin-mediated signaling
Cellular component (GO): cytoplasm; calcineurin complex
Molecular function (GO): calmodulin binding; calmodulin-dependent protein phosphatase activity
Source: RefSeq, a predicted model, not a curated record
AUGGAUGGAGCAUUGGCGAAGGCGGUGGUGGACAAGAAACCAGUCCCAGAGAUUGAUUUCACCUUGCACAUCAUGGAAGAUGGCUCACAGGUGAGCACUCAGGAGAGAGUCUGCAAAGAUGUUCAAGCCCCCGCCAUGCAAGUCCCUACCAACGAGCAAUUCUGGUCGCCUACCGAUCCAUCAAAACCCAAUCUAGCUUUUCUCAAACAACAUUUCUAUCGCGAAGGACGGUUGACAGAAGAGCAAGCACUAUGGAUCAUUGGCGAAGGGACCAAGAUACUCAAGGCUGAACCCAACUUGCUGGAGAUGGAUGCCCCAAUUACCGUCUGUGGCGACGUACAUGGCCAGUAUUUCGAUCUGAUGAAGUUGUUUGAGGUCGGAGGGGAUCCAUCCGAAACCCGCUACCUGUUUUUGGGCGACUACGUUGAUCGAGGGUACUUCAGCAUCGAGUGUGUACUCUAUUUGUGGGCGCUCAAGAUUUGGUAUCCCGACACACUAUGGCUGCUGCGCGGCAAUCAUGAAUGUCGACAUCUCACAGAUUACUUCACAUUCAAACUCGAGUGCAAACACAAAUACUCGGAGAAGAUCUACGAUGCCUGCAUGGACUCCUUCUGCGCCCUACCGCUGGCUGCAGUAAUGAACAAGCAGUUUCUGUGUAUACAUGGCGGUCUCAGCCCGGAGUUGCAUACCUUGGAUGAUAUUAAGAGGAUUGACCGCUUCCGAGAGCCUCCUACACACGGUCUCAUGUGCGACAUUCUGUGGGCUGAUCCUCUGGAGGAGUUUGGACAAGAAAAGACUGGAGAAUACUACAUUCACAAUCAUGUUCGAGGCUGCUCGUACUUCUUCUCCUACCCCGCCGCUUGCAAUUUCCUGGAAAAGAACAAUCUGCUCUCCAUCAUCCGAGCACAUGAAGCUCAAGAUGCUGGCUAUCGCAUGUACCGCAAGACCCGGACCACUGGCUUCCCGAGUGUGAUGACCAUUUUCAGUGCCCCCAACUAUCUAGACGUGUAUAACAAUAAGGCUGCGGUGCUCAAGUACGAGAACAACGUCAUGAACAUUCGACAGUUCAACUGCACUCCUCAUCCCUACUGGCUCCCCAAUUUCAUGGACGUCUUUACCUGGUCUUUGCCAUUCGUUGGCGAGAAGAUCACCGACAUGCUCAUAGCGAUCCUCAACACCUGUUCCAAGGAAGAACUCGAGGAAGACACCCCGGGCACAAGCGUCACGGCAGAAACGCCUCCACUCAGCGACGCCGAAUCCAUCGAAGCGAAACGUCGUGCCAUCAAAAACAAGAUUCUGGCUAUCGGUAGACUGUCCCGAGUUUUCCAGGUGCUGAGAGAAGAGUCGGAGCGCGUUACUGAACUGAAGACACAAUCCGGGGGCCGUCUGCCGGCCGGCACCUUGAUGCUCGGCGCUGAAGGCAUAAAACAGGCCAUUCACAAUUUUGAGGACGCCCGGAAGGUGGAUCUUCAAAAUGAACGCUUGCCCCCUUCACCCGAAGAGAUUGAAAAGCGAAGUGCAGAGGACAGGAGGAUUGCACUCGAGAGGGCGGCCACCGAAGCAGAGAAUGAUGCCCAAUUGCAAGGUGUAGCACGGCGGAUCAGUUUGUAA